GCCGCUUAAAAACGUCGUAGAAAUGUGUAAAACGUAUGAGGCUGCAUCAAAACACAAGCAGCUAAUUCAGACCAACGAUGUACAUCACCUCAAUAGUGUAGAAAAAGAUGCUGGAAAUUGGAAAAUAGACACAAUUCAGCGUAGUGAACUUCAUAAGGCAAGCUGCUAUAACUGUGGACAACCUUUUAACGGGAGUCAUCGUCGUUAUUGUCCUGCAAAGAAUGUGACCUGUAACAAUUGCGGAAAGCGGGGACAUUUCAUGAAAUUCUGCAAAGCUCCGAAGAUCAACAGUGACAUCUCACGAGAACCGGUACGAACAACGCAUGAAGUGAAGCAAAGGAACGACAAAGAUGUAAACAUGAUCGCGUGGGCUGAUUCAGAGUAAACUGUAACGUAGCAACAGUGGGUUCCAAUUACAAAUGGACUAAACGAUACCUAAUUCAGGACUGGCCAGUGGAAUUUAAGCUUGAUACCGGUGCAGAUGUCAAUUGCAUUCCUGUUAGCGUGGUUACCCGUAUGAACUUACCGUUGUCGAAAGAGCGUACAUUUAAUGUUGUGGAUUAUAAUAAUAAUCGUAUACAAAUACACGGUCAGAUUCGUCUUACUUGUGUUGACGAAGAAACCAAAAACGCAUUAUCAGCUAAUUUCUUUGUUGUAGAUGACAAUCUUCAACCAAUAUUGGGAUUACAAACAUGUAUAGCAUUUGGAUUGCUGAAACGCUUGAAUAGUAUAGAAUCAUCUCAGUCUUAUCCAUCAGACAGAAAAACGUUCAUUGAUUCAAAUGCAGAUCUUUUUGAAGGCCUGGGAAACCUUCCAGGGAAAUGCACUAUAGCGCUUAAAGAAAACUCCACUCCCUCCUUGCACUACAAAAAGCGCAUACCAAUUAGCCUGCACUCUCGUUUAAAAGAUGAGCUUAAAAAUAUGGAAUCUUUAGGGAUUAUUAGUUCGGUUGAAUACCCUACAGAUUGGGUAAACAAUAUGCAAAUUGUCGAAAAACCUAAUGGUGCUUUACGUAUUUGUCUAGAUCCGAAACCAUUGAAUGAAUGUAUCAAAAGGGAUUUCUGACAUUUUCUUAUCCCAAAGUCAGAAGAUCUUCUAAGUCGUAUGACAGGAAAAAAAAUAUU
Anopheles coluzzii is the source of this 1124-nucleotide messenger RNA. RefSeq lists its product as uncharacterized. The record is from RefSeq and is a predicted model, not a curated record. The transcript is spliced from 2 exons. Bases 23 to 385 code for a protein of 120 amino acids. Gene Ontology annotation, molecular function: nucleic acid binding; zinc ion binding. Lineage: Eukaryota; Metazoa; Arthropoda; Insecta; Diptera; Culicidae.